AUGGAGACCGAAUAUAUGAAUGUAGAGAUUUGUGACAUUCGCGGACAAGAAGAGCGAGCAGAUUUGGAGACUUGCGGAUUUCAGAUCAGGAAGCUGCGGUCGGCAAUGACCUACGAGCAAUUCGGCAACCCAGCCUGUGUAGAAGAGGUCUAUCUUCGAGACCUGAGGCAAUUGCUCCUUAAAGAGUUCGGUGCUGCUGUGGUGCAUUUCGAAAGAACACGGAUACGUCGCAGACACCCAGAUUUCCCAAAGUCCACUGGUACAGUAUACGAUCACCAUCAACCAUCCACAGCAGCUCACGUCGGUGCGAGUAGUAUUUGGAAGCCCCUUCGUGGCCCCUUGCAAGAUUGGCCACUGGCGAUAUGUGACGCUCGAAGCGUUGAUGCUACGAGUGACAUGAUCGAAGCCACCAUCCUGUACCCUGAUCGAAUGAACCACAACUUUCAAGUACACUUCAACGCUCGACAUCGUUGGUUCUUCCUGGGGGGACAGUGUGACGAUGAACUGCUGAUCUUCAGGCAAUACGACUCUCGACUUGGAGACAACAGUGGUGUACCACACUCGUCGUUCCCGGAUCCAAAUACGCCUCAGCACGCUUUUCUUCGAGAAAGUAUCGAAGUUGUGGCUUGCUUGUGCUUCUGA
This is a messenger RNA of Zasmidium cellare ATCC 36951, 642 nucleotides long. RefSeq lists its product as uncharacterized. The transcript has 4 exons. Gene Ontology annotation, molecular function: oxidoreductase activity. The coding region runs from base 1 to 642 and encodes 213 amino acids. The record is from RefSeq and is a predicted model, not a curated record. Lineage: Eukaryota; Fungi; Ascomycota; Dothideomycetes; Mycosphaerellales; Mycosphaerellaceae.